AUGGAGAUUUUGGAAAAGCACGGCCAGGCUGAUGUUUUUGCGUAUGAAGCACUUUUAAAUGGGUACUGUAAAGCUGAUAUAGUUGAUGCUGCCAAUAAGGAAUGCCUCUGCACUAUGGGAGUUCUAUUUAACUACUACUGCACUUUACUUUGUAACUUCCAUUUUAUAAGAUUUGUGAAUCAUCCCAAUUUCGUUCAAGUAACUGCUACUGAUGUUGUUAUUGGUGAAGCAACUGUGAUUGUGAUUGGAAACAAUGUUACAAUUUUGUAUGAUGCAUCUAAGGUGUUUGAUGAAAUUUCCGAUAGAACUUUGAUCUUAAAAGUUUCUGGUUUGUUAAGAGGGGGUUUAAAUAUUGGUGAAGUGGGCUGUCCUCCAGAUGCAAUUUCUUAUAAUAAUAACUACGCCAAUGUGCAGCUUAUUCUAGAGAUUGCCGAGAUAACUCAUGUUGAUGCGGUAUGGCCUGGUUGGGGUCAUGCAUCAGAGAAUCCUGAGCUACCAGAUGCAUUAAAAGCAAAAGGAAUUGUAUUUCUUGGGCCUCCUGCAGUAUCUAUGGGGGCAUUGGGAGAUAAAAUUGGUUCAUCGUUGAUCGCUCAAGCAGCCAAUGUGCCAACCCUUCCAUGGAGUGUAAAUUGUCAAGUUGUUGGAUACCCUGCAAUGAUCAAGGCGUCUUGGGGUGGUGGUGGUAAAGGCAUAAGAAAGGUUCAUAAUGAUGAUGAGGUAAGGGCAUUGUUCAAGCAAGUUCAAGGUGAAGUUCCGGGAUCACCUAUAUUUAUAAUGAAAGUUGCUUCCCAGAGCCGGCAUCUUGAAGUCCAACUGAUUUGUGAUCAGUACAGAAAUGUUGCAGCUUUACACAGCCGUGAUUGCAGUGUUCAACGAAGGCAUCAAAAGAUUAUUGAGGAGGGUCCGAUUACUGUAGCACCCCCAGACUCCAAGAUCUCAUCAAUUAGCCUAUUGGAGAUAAUGUGA
This is a messenger RNA of Vicia faba (fava bean), 966 nucleotides long. Lineage: Eukaryota; Viridiplantae; Streptophyta; Magnoliopsida; Fabales; Fabaceae. The record is from the annotation of a GenBank genome assembly.